UCAUGGAUUAUUAGAAGUGAAAAUAAUUAUUUUCAGCAAAGUGACAAAGCCCCCAAAAAAAUUAACAAUUUGAAAGUGCAUGGGUUUUAUGAAUUUGGCUUAUAAACAUGAUAUUUGGUGCCGCCUUUAUGCUAUAUGCAUUUUAAUUUGUAACAUGACAGAAAUUCAAAUCAUCUGAGUUUUCAGAAAUGUAAACAUAAAAUGAGAUCUCCCUUGGAACACAGUGUUUAUUAAUAGGUUGGUUGGCCUUUAGUAUUCAGUUCAGUCCAACUACACAGGUCAUCAUUUUAGCCCAGACCCAUUCCACUGAAGAGAGGGGGGGUGCACGAAAGCCUCAGUAGACUAGUGGAAUGUCAAUGGCAUUAUUGUCAGUGGUACUGUGGCACUGAGUCAUAACGUGUGUUUGCAGCCAUUUGUCGAGGCAGAGAGCGAAGUUCCCAAUAUUCUGUGGUAAUGUUUAACAGACUUUUGGGAUGAUAUGGUGCCCCACCACCACACUAGAGGAGAUAGCAGCAGACUUGUCAGUAGUUUUCCUCAGCUCACAGCCUGUUGUGCAGCACCUGUCAGAAAUUCACACUGAGCUCAACAUUUUCUCUGUCUGCUGAGCUUAGAGCAAUGGCUUAACUGUUCUCUGAGCAGUAUGAGCAACCUCAUCUCCUUGAUACUUCUGGCCUAUGUGAUUCAAGUGGUGGAGUCCUUGAUGGAGUUAAAGCCCAGAACCAUUACAGUGCUGCGAGGUGACUCGGCCCGGCUAACUUGCAGCACCACUGAGCAGUGGGAGGUGAUGGUGUGGCUCCUCAACGGUAGUGCAGUGUUGACAAUAUCAUUCCAGUUCGGUAUGCUCUCCAACAACCCCAACAUGACUGCAGUGAAUUGCUCCACCAAUCAGCUUUCCUCCUGGGAAUUUUUCCUGAUAAGUGCCCAGCGCAGCCACCAGGGACAGGUGACCUGUGAUCUCCAAAAUAUCCACAGGGAAACUGCUAAUCUAUUCAUUCAAGAAAGGGGUAACGUGGCCAUCACAGGUGGAAACCAGACUGCAAUGAGGGGGGAGGAAGUCCUAUUUCAGUGCCUAGCUGUAGGCUGGUACCCAGCACCCAGUCUGACUUGGCUGGUGAAUGGCAGAGAGGUGGACCAGGGUCAGUACAGCAUCAGUACUGAACAACCUUUUGAUGUGGAUGGGUUCUAUAACCUGCACAGUAACCUCAGCAUCCAGGCUGCAGUAAGUUGUCAUGUGGAGUGCCUUGCCACGGUGUCUGCCCUUCCCACGCCCCAGGCCAGCAGUGUGCGUCUGACUGUGGUUGCAGAGGUGGAGAAUGUAUGCAACAACAGCAUUGCUCUAAUCGCGGGAACAGCGUCAUUGUCCGCCAUUCUUCUGCUUAUGCUGCUGAGUGUCUGCAUUGCCCUCUGUUACAAACAAAGGAGAAAAGCAAAAUCAAGUAAACACAUGACAAGACGGAUAGAUGAAUCAGAAAGAGAGAGAAGCUCUGUUGCUGAGGCGACACAAGGGAAGGUCAACUUGGGAUACACCACAGAGGGCUACUCAGGCCCUGAAUGGGGUGACCUCAUUGUCACUUCAGGAGCCCACUGCCAGACAGGUUCCAUCAGUGCUCACAAGAUCCCUGAUGUUGUCUCUUCCAGUAACAGUAAUUCUCCAACUGAACACAAUGGACAUGGCUUCAAGAAUAUAAGAAGAGUGACAACAGUGUAAUCAUGAUAUGGGUUCAAAAAUAAUAUUUGGUCGAUGUUGCUAUUACAUAUAUGUUUCACUGCCGAUGAUCAUAAACAGGGUAAACAGGAUAUUUUCCUGUUUUAAUUUUUGUUAAUAUUCAAUGCUUUUUCAUUUUGAAGAUGCGUGCCUCUAUUAUUGCAGCCCUACUGCCUGCCUGUUCAACUAGUCACUAGUAACUUCUCACAAAAAUUCCCCCAAGAUCAGAGAAGGACUGUCAACCACAAUUUUGUGAGUUGACCCACAAUUUUGACCCCAAAUGAUUUCUCUUUGCAGUGCAGUCAGGCUUCAGAGCUGGUCAUAAGGUUUACAUUAGCAACACUGAAGAUCCUACAUCACAUAAUAUUUGCUAUAAUCAACAGUCACUGUGUGGCUAUUUUUAUUGAUCUGGCUAAAGCCUGGUUUCCAGAACUGGUUUCAUGUUUUGCAACACUAUAGCAAAUGACUAUCUUACCCAUCCUGGACAUGGGCAAUGAAAUUCACAGUCUCGCAUCUAACAGUCACCUCAACAAAUUACAUGUUGUUUGCCAAAACAACAUGCCUCUGUCACCAUUGCCAGCUACAACACUCAUCACCAAUAUCUUCAUACACCUGACAGUCCAACAGAAAUCGGUGCUCUGGUGCACAUACCUCACACUGGUUUUUCAUAAAUCCUAUUUCUUUCAGUUCUCUGCUGCAAAUCCCUUGAACAAAUUAAAAGGACUCAUUGUCUAGUCUGGGUCUAAAACAAUCUAGGUCAAUGGAGAACUCCAUUCAGCAUUAUUUUUAGUCCUACACUAGACUUAGUGUCCAGAAACUGGCCUUUAACAUGAAAUGCUGUGUAAUGGCAUGCGGCAGGUGUUAAAACAACACAAAAUGGAUGCUAACAGGCAGUCUAAGUAGGUUUGUUAUCUUAUUGCCGGACUGUGUAAGCGGAGCCGGCCUAGAAGAGUGAAUGUCUCUUACUGAGUCCGUGACUGACUGGCUGACUGACUGACUGGCUGGCUGGCUGAACGACCAACCCUUGUUAAAUAGCGUAGUGGUUAGAUACGCGGACUCUGGAGCAAAAGGUCCUGCAUUCGCUUCCCGUAACAGUCAAAACGCAUUAUACUUGAGGUACAGGACAGAAAACACUUAGCUGGCUACCACUUAAUGUAGCUACGUAAAAGGAAGCCUGAAAUAAAACAGUUCUGGUGGAUAUAAGGAUUUGUUCAGGAUAGACUAACACUUCACAGGCUUUGCCUGGUUUCUUUUUAUUACAGGUGUUUAAACUGGUUUAAUAACAACAUUGAAAAAAUGAAAAGUGGGUGUAGUUAAAAAAAAUAACAUGGUUUACAGAACAGUCCAAGUUACAUUGGGUUUUUAGUGCCAGGCACUUUCCAUUACAGAAAUUAUCAAUUAGCUUCAUUGGUCAAUUCACUGAUUGACUAACUUCAAUCCACCUACUUUUCCAAAUCAAUUCCAUCAACAUCUUGCAUAACCUGCUGCUCACAUAAUUGUCCCUGAAGUAAUUUACCCUUCUGAGACAAGAAAAUAUGCUGCACACCCCAGACAGCACAAGUAGGACAGGUGAAUACACAGUCAAACAUAUAGCUACAGGACUACAGAAAACCAAGAAUCAAGAUUAAACUUUUUAAAUGCAUUUAAUCAAGCAUUGUUUGAAAAUAACCAGCCAUGUUUAUUGGUUAAAAAUGUCCUAUUAACACUCUAAAAAUAAGUUUAUUUGAGGAUCACUUAGGUUGAAUAAUACUGCAAUGUUAAGUGUCCACAAAUGCAUACUCUUAAAGAAAACAGAAUUGCAAAAUCCAUGUGUAUAUUAUAGUUUUUUCACUAAUAUACAUCCAUAUCCACUGUCUAUAGUCAGUGAUAUGAAUUAAGAAACCCAAUAGCCUGAACCCCACUCAGUCAUGGGCUCAUCAUUCAGAGCCGUUGUGUAAGCCGAUAGCUGUGUUAAUCAUCCUGUCAACAGCUGAAUGUUCCACUCACCCUCAUCAAAAAAAGUUUUUAGGUUUUACAUUGUCAUACAUAACAAGGAGCACAUGGGCCCAUUUUGUGUUACGUAGUGGUAUGGCUCUUACAAUAUAAAAAAAAAAAAAAAAUUUAAUUAUUAUAAUAAUCACAUUGGAAUGUUCAGGCAUCCAUUAGCCUUCUCCAAUGUGGGUGUAUUUGCCACAAUAGAUAAACAUACAAAUUCAAAGUAAGCAUGUAUUUUCCAAGAAACAUUAACAUUUCUCGGUUUCAACAUGUUGUCUUGGUACUAUUUUCUA
Molecule: messenger RNA, 3972 nt
Organism: Esox lucius (northern pike)
Lineage: Eukaryota; Metazoa; Chordata; Actinopteri; Esociformes; Esocidae
Gene: igsf5b
Product: immunoglobulin superfamily, member 5b
Exons: 9
Coding region: 641-1708 (355 amino acids)
Biological process (GO): cell-cell adhesion
Source: RefSeq, a predicted model, not a curated record